CGCGUCCGCCGCUGUGCUCGGCAGCGCUGCUGGUCAGAGGCAGGAGCUAGCCGGGGCGCCGAGGGAGGCCGGGGCGGAGGGGCGCCUUCGUGGAGUGAGCCUGGAGCCUGCGGUUCGGAGCCGCGGCGGCCUCGGAACACUGACAUUUACAUUCAAUGGGGAACAAAAGAUGAAGAAGGAGAAGCAAUAUAUUCACUAAGGAUUAUAUCUGCUUGCUGCUUCAGACCUGUGUGUUAAGGAAUUCUUCUGCUUCUUGCUUAGGAGUUGAUCAGCUCUGUGGUCAGACUACAUUGGAAUUUGCCUGCCUUUUAUUUUGUCAUUGCUGGGAGAAAUCCUGGUUGGAAUGUAACAGUACAUCUCAGUCUAAUUACUAUGGAAGGUGAUAAACUGACAGUCACUUAUUAAAAUAAGUUAUAUAUCAGUCACCCACAGAAAACCAUUCUUGAAAGUGAAAAGAAACCAAGCCCUUGUGAAUACUUCUAUUGAACAUGACUCAUGGAGAAGAGCUUGGCUCUGAUGUGCACCAGGAUUCUGUUGUUUUAACUUACCUAGAAGGAUUACUAAUGCAUCAGGCAGCAGAGGGAUCAGGUACCGCCAUUGACAAAAAGUCUGCUGGGCGUAAUGAAGAAGAUCAGAACUUUAACAUUUCUAGUAAUACAUUUCCCACCUGUCAAAGUAAUGGUCCAGUUCUCAGUACACAUACAUAUCAGGGAUCUGGCAUGCUUCAUCUUAAAAAAGCCAGACUAUUGCAGUCUUCUGAAGACUGGAAUGCAGCGAAGCGGAAGAGGCUGUCUGAUUCCAUCGUGCAUUUAAAUGCAAAGAAGGAAGCUUUGCUGGCUGGCAUGGUUGACAGUGUGCCUAAAGGCAAACAGGAUAGCACAUUGCUGGCCUCUCUGCUUCAGUCAUUCAGCUCUAGGCUACAGACUGUUGCUCUGUCACAACAAAUUAGGCAGAGCCUCAAGGAACAAGGAUAUGCCCUCAGUCAUGAUUCUUUAAAAGUGGAGAAAGAUUUAAGGUGCUAUGGUGUUGCAUCAAGUCACUUAAAAACUUUGCUGAAAAAAAGUAAAGCUAAAGAGCAGAAGCCUGAUACCAAUCUUCCUGAUGUAACUAAAAACCUAAUCAGAGAUCAGUUUGUAGAAUCACCUCAUCAUGUUGGACAAAGUGGAACAAAAGUCAUGAGUGAACCCUUGUCAUGUGCUGCAAGAUUACAGGCUGUUGCAAGCAUGGUGGAGAAAAGGGCUAGUCCUGCCACCUCACCCAAGCCUAGUGUUGCUUGUAGCCAAUUAGCAUUACUCCUUUCUAGCGAAGCCCAUUUACAGCAGUAUUCUCGGGAACAUGCUUUAAAAACACAAAAUGCAAAUCAGGCAGCAAGUGAAAGACUCGCUGCUAUGGCUAGAUUACAAGAAAAUGGCCAGAAGGAUGUUGGCAGUUUCCAGCUCCCAAAAGGAAUGUCAAGCCAUCUUAAUGGUCAGGCAAGAACAUCAAGCAAACUAAUGGCUAGCAAAAGUACAGCAUUUCAAAGUCCAACAAGUAUUGUUCCUUCUUCCCAAAAAAAUUCAGGGUAUAAGAACUCACUGGAAAGAAACAAUAUAAAACAAGCUGCUAAUAAUAGUUUGCUUUUACAUCUUCUUAAAAGUCAGACCACACCUAAGCCAAUGAACGGACACAGUCAUAGUGAGAGAGGAAGCAUUUUUGAGGAUAGUAGUACACCUACAACUAUUGAUGAAUACUCAGAUAACAAUCCUAGUUUUACAGAUGAUAGCAGUGGUGAUGAAAGUUCUUAUUCCAACUGUGUUCCCAUAGACUUGUCUUGCAAACACCGAAUCGAAAAACCAGAACCUGACCAGCCUGUUUCUCUGGAUAACUUAACUCAGUCCUUGCUAAACACUUGGGAUCCAAAAGUCCCCGAUGUAGAUAUCAAAGAAGAUCAUGAUACCUCAAAGAAUUCUAAGCUAAAUUCACACCAGAAAGUAACACUUCUUCAAUUGCUACUUGGCCAUAAGAAUGAAGAAAAUGUAGAAAGAAACAACAGUCCUCAGGAAGUAUACAGUGAUGUGACAAAGUUCAGUACACAGAAUUACACGAGGACUUCUGUGAUAGAAAGCCCCAGUACAGAUAGGACUCCUCCAGUGAGCACUCCACCAGUACUUGCAUCUACCAAAGCAGAGUCUCCCAUCAAUCUUUCCCAGCACUCUCUGGUCAUCAGAUGGAAUUCCCCACCAUAUGCCUCUGGCUCUCAGUCCGAAAAGCCAACAAACACUGCAUCCAACCACUUGAUGGACCUUACAAAAAGCAAAGAAUCACAAGGAGAGAAACUAGUCCAGAAUGAAGGUGCACAAAGCUCUGCAACUUUCAGUGCCAGUAAACUGUUACAAAAUUUAGCUCAAUGUGGAAUGCAGUCUUCCACAGCAGGGGAAGAGCAGAGACCCACUAAACAGUUGCUGAAUAUAAACCCAGAUAAACCUAUAGGUAUGAUUGAUAGAUUAAAUAGCCCUCUGGUCUCAAAUAAACCAAAUGCUGCAGAAGAAAGUAAAACAUUCAGUAGUCAAGCAACAGGUCCUGAAUCAGGACUUUCCGGUUCUGCAAUAGAAAACCUGCUUGAAAGGCGCACUGUCCUUCAGUUGCUCCUGGGAAACCCCAACAAAGGGAAAAGUGAAAAGAAAGAGAAAAUUCCUUUGAAAGAUGAAAGUACUCAGGAACAUCCAGAUAGAGCUUUAAGUGAACAAAUACUGAUGGUAAAAAUAAAAUCUGAGCCUUGUGAUGACUUACAUAUUCAUAACACAAAUGUGCACAUGAGCCAUGAUGCUAAGGGCGCCCCAUUCUUAGGUAUGGCUCCUCCCGUGCAGAGAAGCACAGCAGCCUUACCAGUGUCUGAAGACUUUACAUCGGAGCCUGUUUCGCCUCAGGAUUUUUCCUUCUCAAAGAAUGGUCUGUUAAGUCGAUUGCUGAGACAAAACCAAGAGAGUUAUUUGGCAGAUGAUCUGGACAACAGGCACAGAAGAAAUAGGGAACUGACACUUCUAGAAUCAAAGAAUCUUUGCAUGGUUCCUAAGAAAAGGAAGCUUUAUACUGAGCCGUUAGAAAAUCCAUUUAAAAAGAUGAAAGAUAACAUAGUCGAUGCUGCAACCAGUCACAGUUCUCCGGAGAUACUGUAUGGGUCCUUGAUUAACCAGCAGGAGUUGAAAUUUGGCAGAAAUGAUCUUGAAUUUAAAUAUCCUGCCAGUCAUGGUUCAGGCAGUGAAAGUGAACAUAGGGGUUGGUCCAGAGAGAGCAAAAGCUUCAAUGUUCUGAAACAGCUGCUUCUCUCAGAAAACUGUGUGAGAGAUCUGUCCCAACACAGGAGUAACUCUGUUGUUGAGAGUAAAAAGAAAGGACACAAAAAUAAUGUGACCAAUAGCAAACCUGAAUUCAGCAUUUCUUCUUUAAAUGGACUGAUGUACAGUUCCACUCAGCCAAACAGUUGCAUGGAUAAUAGGACAUUUUCAUACCCAGGAGUACUAAAAACUCCCAUGAGUCCUCCUUUUCCUGAGCACUUGGGCUGUGUGGCGUCUAGGCCAGAAUCUGGGCUUUUGGAUGGGUGUUCCAUGCCCAGUGAGCAGGGACCCAUUAAAUGGGUUAUUACAGAUGUGGAUAAGAAUGAGUAUGAGAAAGACUCUCCAAGACUGACCAAAACUAACCCAAUUCUGUAUUACAUGCUCCAAAAAGGAGGCAGUUCUGUUACCAGUCGAGAAACACAGGACAAGGACAUUUGGAGGGAGCCUUCAUCUGCUGAAAGGGUUUCACAGGUUACAGUCAAAGAAGAGUUACUUCCUACUGCAGAAACUAAAGCUUCUUUCUUUAAUUUAAGAAGCCCUUAUAAUAGCCAUAUGGGAAGUAAUGCCUCUUACCCACAUAGCGCAAAUGGGGAAGUUUAUGGACUUCUGGGAAAUGUGCUAACAAUAAAAAAAGAAUCAGAAUAAAAUGUACCUACCAUCCAGCUUUGGAUCUUUUAAAAACUAAUUAGUAUGAACUUGAGAUCUGUAUAAGAGCAUGAUUUGAGAAAAGCAUGGUAUAAUUGAAACUUUUUCAUUUUGAAAAGUAUUGGUUACUGGCGAUGUUUAAAUAUGCAUACUACUUUUUGCUUUAUGUUAGAUGUCAUGAGGAAACUAUUGAACUUGCGAUUGGUUCUUUUAACACUUCUGUAUGCAGAGCAGCCUAUGAAUGAAAUUCUUAUAUAAAAUAAGAAAUAAUAGGCAUAAAUUAAAAUGGAAAUCUCCAUCUUGUGGAUUAAUGCAUUUUGCUGCCUUUAUUACUUUAUUUUGCCUUACAGAAGUCAGCCUGUGUAACACAUUUUUUAAAGUCCAGAUUGUUAAAUAACUCUUUAAAGAAUAAUUAUUGAAUUAAAAAAACCUAGUGUUAAUUCACUUCUCAUUAUUAUCUAAUUUAAAAAUUUAUUCAAAAAAAUAUGCUUACAUUUUUCACUUUUGCUAAAAAGCGUAUUUAUUUUUAACUCUUGGAAGGGGUUUUGUGGUUCCCAAUAUAUCUGCCCCACCAAAGUCCUUUUCAAUAUAUAUUUCUUUAAACCUUGUACUACCAUGUAAAAAAUUGAUUACAACUGAUGGAAAUUUGAUAGGCCCUAAAAAAAAAAGGCAGAUUUCCACUUUUGUAUUUUAACUACUUUACUAAAUUAAUAUUCCUCCUUUUGCAAAAUAAGGAAAGUUAACAUUUAUCUUCAGGUAGUUCCCUGAAUAGCUGAAUAUUUAAGAAAUUUUUUUUAAAGUAACAAGCAAAAUGGCUUUUCUUUGGACAGUUUUCACCAUCUCUUGUAAGUUACUUCUCACCAUGUGUGUGGUACCUGUGAGUUUUAUGACCAUAAUUUCUUAAAGUUGAACUCAGACUACCUGCAUUACAAUCAUCUAGAGCGCUUGUUUUAAAAUGCGGAUUUCUAGGCAACAUCUCAUCUACAGAACAAGAAUGUUUCCUAAGUGGACCUGUGAAUCUUCCAUUUGUGUCUUAACACACUCCCUGGGUAUUUCUGUUCACUAAAGUUUGAAAAACAUUGAUUUUGACUUUUCUCAGAACACAGUAUUGUAAAAAAAAAAAAAAAAAAAAAAAAUUGAUACCUGUAUUUUCCCCAAUAUGGUCACACAUCAACUCAAAAUUUGCAAUAUUGUAGUUCACAUAUAACCAUUAGAUCUUUGGAAAUAGGGUUCAGAAUACUUUUAUGACAAAAAAAUUGGGUGGAGGGGACAGCUUUCAUAUCUGGCUCAACAUCUCAGGAAAAUCUGUGAUUAGUGUUCUAAUGAUUACCAUCUAUGUAAUUAGCCUUAGGGAUAGAAUAACAGGGCCACUUACAAACUCAGGUGAUUCCAGGAUGAUUUGGAAACUUCUCCUGAAUACAUCCUUCAUUUCCAUUAAAAUCAUUGUCCUAAGAACAAUGCUGACAAAGAUGAAAGAAAGUAUUUUAUAGUUUCAAACCCAAGAAAGGCACUAAACUCAGAUCGACAGAACAAAAAAAUACAUAGGACACAUACACAAGACAGAUUUGUACUCUAUAUUGGAUCUAUUAUUUUAAAAUAACGACUAAAAUAUUGAUGUUGUCUUGAAAGAACUGGAUAUAUUAUUGAGCCACAUGAGUUUUCAGUUUUGAAACAAGUCCAUGUUUUGAAAUUCAGUUUUUAUAAUCCAUGGUUCAUUCACCAGAUAAUAUUUUUGUUUUUAACUGUGUACCAGAUAAGCAACUGACCUAUCAAAAAAUUGUUGUAUAAUCAACUAUCAAUUAGAAAGAAAUCUAUUUGAAGUUGUUUCUAAGAUUUUUAUAUUGAAAAUGGGUGGUAUUUCCUAAUAUUUAGAACCUUGAAUGAUUAUUUUUUCUCAAGAUGGUUUGUAAAUAGUUACUGGACAUAUCAUAAAAUAGGAGUGAAUAUUACACUACAUCAUGGAGAGAUGAAGGCAUAUGCUUAUUCUGAAAUGAAAAUUCCACUGGCCAGUGAAUAUAUUCUACUCCAUCCCAUAUUUACUCUGUUGACAAUCAUACGGUCUACACUAUAUAAGAAGCUUUUAAGCGAGUCAUUUUUUCCUGCCAUUGUGAAAGGUCUGGAGCAUUAGAGGCAUGCUAGAGAAAAUGUUGGUGUUCCCCCUUGAUUAGAGGAAAAUGGGUUUUUACAAGGGGAUGAAAUUUAGGUCAGGAAAGAACAAGGGCCACCAUUGUUGUUUGUUCCAUUGGUUGGUCGGUUAGUUUUGUUGUUAGUUACAAGAAUGAGGAUAUGUGAUAAGUAAAUAAACAUGACUACAGAUUGAUGUCUGAUUUACUAGAGAUUGUCCCCAAUUUGUUUAGAAUAAUUUUUAAAGAGCACUGAGAAAGGGCAUACAUCCAUAAAUUCACUUUGUUUAUGCAUAUGUAUAUACAAGGAUGCACAUAGAUGCAUUUUCAAGGACUAUUUUAUAUAUCUAGACAAUUUCUUCCUAUGAAGUCAUUUGUGAAAGGGUACUACAACAAUCACUGACAUCGGUAAGGUAGCAUUACCCAUUUACUCUGCUGCAUCUUACAGAAGAGUAAACUGGUGAGACUAUAUAUUUUAUAUAUAUAUAUAUAUAUACACACAUAUAUAUAUAUAUAAUAUGUAUAUAUAUAUAUAUUGACUUGUUACAUGAAGAGGUUAAAAUUGGUUUUUAAAGGUGAUGUAAAUAGUGAUUUCCUUAAUGAAAAGUACAUAUUUUGUAUUGUUCUAACACAACAGAAGAGCCUUUUAAUCUCUGGUGUCUGUAUAUUCCAUGUAUUAAGUGUAAAUAUAAUCAAGACAGGUUUAAAAAUCAUGCAUGUAUGUAUACAGUUGCAAGUCUGGACAAAUGUAUAAAUUAAACUUUUUAUUUAAGUUGUGAUUACCUGCUGCAUGAAAAGUGCAUGGGGGACCCUGUGCAUCUGUGCAUUUGGCAAAAUGUCUUAACAAGUCAGAUCAGAUGUUCAUCCCAUCAUGACAGUAUUCCAUUUCUGGACAUGACUUCUGUGGUUUAAGCUUUGUGAAAGAAUGUGCUUCAAAUCCAAGGGUCUUAAGACUUUUUAAAAUAAAGUCAGCCACUUUUCAACAUAAAGAGUUCACACAGCUACUCUCAUGAAUUUUUAAAUCUUAUUGGAAAUGUAAUAUACCACAAGUAUUCCAGUAUACAUACUGGCAUUCAGGCACAUCACCAUUCAUGGUAUGAAUUCUAGGGUUUACACAACCAAUUUUGAUGAGAUCUCAGUAACAUAACUUGUCAUUUUUAUUAGAAAUUUAAUUUCUUCAUGUGAUGUCAUGAAUCUGUACAUACUGCAGUGUGAGUUUUUUCUUUUUUUAAUCUUUUAGUGUUUACUUCCUGCAGUGAAUUUGAAUAAAUGAGAAAAAAUGCA
Molecule: messenger RNA, 7366 nt
Organism: Manis pentadactyla (Chinese pangolin)
Lineage: Eukaryota; Metazoa; Chordata; Mammalia; Pholidota; Manidae
Gene: NRIP1
Product: nuclear receptor interacting protein 1
Exons: 2
Coding region: 489-3959 (1156 amino acids)
Biological process (GO): regulation of transcription by RNA polymerase II
Cellular component (GO): nucleus
Molecular function (GO): signaling receptor binding; transcription coregulator activity
Source: RefSeq, a predicted model, not a curated record